CCAUGUGACUUGUGACAUCAUAGGUCCUUCUGCUGGAAGGGAAGAAGCUGCUACACUAUCCGUAUUCAACAUGGAUGACUCACGUAGGUCUCAGUGUUACACAAUAUCACUGACCAUGAAGAAGAAGUUGCCUGAGCGGAUCCUUAAUCACAUCCUGGAGAUUCUCUACCUGCUGACGGGAGAGCGUGUGACUAACUCACUGACAGCGAGUGACAUGACCGGGGACAAGAUGACGACAGAGAGGAUACUGACCCACACCCUGCAGAUCAUGUACCUGCUGACAGGGGAGGUGCCUAUAAAGUGUGAUGAUGUUGCUGUGUAUUUCUCUAUGGAGGAGUGGGAGUAUAUAGAGGGACACAAGGAGCUUUACAAGGACGUCAUGAUGGAGACUCACCAAGCACUAAGGACUAAUGAGAUCCCAGGAAAUGAGAGCUCAGAACUAACAGGUCACAGUGAUGAAAAUCUAGACACAGGAACACAAAGAGAACUUGUACAGGAUAUUCAGCCAUCAGAUGUCUCUGCAAGUGAAAAUGAUGCUAAGAUUUCAUGUAACACGGAACAAACAGAAGAUCAGUGGCAAAGAAAUAUGCCAGAAGCAGCAGAGCAGGAAAUAUGUGAUAAUAUAAGUACAGGGGAAUUCACAAACUCCAAUAAUCCUAGUCAUGAUCAGAGUGCAGAUGCUUCUUUACAUCUUCUUCAAAAUCAAAGAAGCCACCUGGGAAAUUUAUGUUCUGAAUGUGGGAAAUGUUUUCUUAAGAAAUCACAGCUUCUUAAACAUCUAAAAAAUCAUACAGGAGAAAAUCCAUUUUCCUGUCCUAUAUGUGGGAAAUUUUUUAAUCAUAAAAAAAAUCUUGUUGCUCAUCAGAAAAUUCAUACAGGAGAAAAAGGAUUUUCAUGUUUUUACUGUGGGAAAUGUUUUAAUCAGAAAUCAAAUCUUAUUACGCAUCAGAAAAUUCAUACUGGGGAGAAAAGAUUUUCAUGUUCUGACUGUGGAAAAUGUUUUAACCAGAAAACACAUCUUCUUAGCCAUCAGAAAAUGCAUACAGGGGAGAAAGGAUUUUCAUGUUCUGACUGUGGAAAAUGUUUUACUCUGAAAUCAAAUCUUAUUAGGCAUCAGAAGAUUCAUUCAGGGGAGAAAGCAUUUUUAUGUUCUGACUGUGGAAAAUGUUUUGCUCUGAAAUCAACUCUUCUUAGCCAUCAGAAAAUCCAUACAGGGGUGAAAGCAUUUUCAUGUUCUAAAUGUGGGAAAUGUUUUACUCGGAAAACAACUCUUAUUAAGCAUCAGAAAACUCAUAUUAAAAGAAAUCAGAGUUUAACCUUGUGACGGAACCCGGCUACCCCGACUGGGUAGCUCUGCCAAAGGAUCUUUCCAACACCUGGAACUUGCCGCUAUGUAGCAGAGAAGAGUGAUUAUAGCAGGAGCCCACCCAAAUAACUAGACAGACUAGCAUUCAGGUGAAACAAGAACUGACUUUUAUUGGGAAAACACACAGUUUAUAUACACAAUCUCAUCUAGAUAAGAGCCUUAUCAGUCCCCUAAAUCUCCCGCCAUUCCCUCCCCUCCAGACAGGCUGGCGCCAUCCAUAGAGUCCAUUGUUCCAUAGUGUCCAGCGGGUUAAGGAUGGUGGUUUCGGGGGGAUCCCGGGGGAGCACUUCCAGGGUGUAGUUGGGAAGCAUUCGGACCCCAGCUGCUAUAGUCCAAAAAGCGACGUGAUCCAUUGCUGUGGGCCGGAGCUAUGGGUGGCUAAACAUACACCGGGAAGGCCACUGGGGAGUGGGGGUUGUAGAGAGGGGUCCGGAACCUACGGUUCCCAAGGGAGCUCCCCUCCGGCAGUCGCGCCCCACCUCUUGCCCUCCCCAAAGGGUAACAAUUUCCAAGAGAGCGGAGCUCUUGGACAAGGGGCCGCUGGAGCGACCUGGGGUAAGGGAAACUGGAUAUGCGGGACUAUGAUGUGUGACCUACAAACAAAGUAAAUCCAAGGUUUGGGAGAUUGCAGUGGCUCUCAAAAAGCCCAAAUCUGCUUAGAAACAGGAGGGGGGGGGGAGGUAGUAGGGGGGUGGUGGUUUAACCCAUGCAGCCCGGGAUCUGUGACAGCUCCCCCUUUCGAGUUCGGUAGACCCGGCUAGAUCCACACACGGGUCGGCCUGGGGCUGUCCGAGGAGCUAUUCCAUUUCAGUUUGCCGGGAGUGUUCAUCAGCGUUUCCAAUGCUCUUUCCCGGCCUGUACUGAAUGUUAAAGGGCUGCAGCGCUAAACUCCACCGCAGUAAUUGUCCAUUGUCACCAGACACUCUGUUGAGCCAUACAAGGGGGUUAUGAUCCGUGAGGAUGGUGAAAGGCCUCCCAUAGAGGUAGGGCUGCAGUUUCUUAAGGGCCCACACUAGUGCCAAGCAUUCCUUCUCCACUGCUGUGUAGCCUUCUUCCCUGGGCAAUAGCUUCCGGCUGAUGUAAGCUAUGGGGUGGUCCUGCCCUUCCUUGUCUACCUGGCUAAGGACUGCUCCCAACCCGAACAUGGAGGCAUCUGUGUGGAUACAAAAACGUUUGGGUUAGGAGUGGCUAGGACAGGGGCAGAGAUCAAGGCAGACUUGAGGCUCUGGAAGGCAGUCUCACAUUCUGGGGACCACAGGAAGUCGCUUGCGUGUUAGGUUGGUUAGGGUUUUGGCCAGGGCACUCUAAUUGGGGACAAAUUUACUAUGUAGUGGAGAAGAGUGAAUAUAGCAGGAGCCCACCCAAAUAACUAGACAGACUAGCAUUUAGGUGAAACAAGAACUGACUUUUAUUGGGAAAACACAGUUUAUAUAUACAAUCUCAUCAAGAUAAGAGCCUUAUCAGUCCCCUAAAUUUCCCGCCAUUCCCUCCAGACAGGCUGGCGCCAUCCAUAGAGCCCAUUGUCCCAUAGUGUCCAGCGGGGUAAGUAUGGUGGUUCCGGGGUGAUCCCGGGGGAACGGCGGCACUUCCAGGGUGUCGUUGGGAAGCCCUCAGUCCCCAGCUGCUAUAGUCCAAAAAGCGACGUGAUCCUAUCUGGGGGCUGGAGCUAUGGGUGACAAAACGUACACCGGGAAGGCCACUGGGGAGGGGGGGUUGUAGAGAGGGAUCCGGAACCUCCGGUUCUCAAGUGAGCUCCCCUCUGGCAAUCACCCCACCUCUUGCCCUCCCCAAGGGGUAAAAAUCCCCAAGAGAGUGGAGCUCUGGGACAAGGGGCCGCUGUAGCAACCUGGGAUAAGAGACACCGGGGAUGGCGGACUAUGUGGCCGACCUGCAGUUCCAGGGACCUGGUCAGCCGGAUAGGGACUAGGUGGUCCAUAUAUAUAUAUAGUCUCUUUCUCUCCUCCCCUCUCUCUCUCUCCUCCCCUCUCUCUCUCUCCUCCCCUCUCUCUCUCUCCUCCCCUCUCUCUUUCUCUCUCUCCUCCCCUCUCUCUCUCCUCCCCUCUCUUUCUCUCUCUCCUCCCCUCUCUUUCUCUCUCUCCUCCCCUCUCUCUCUUUCUCUCUCCUCCCCUCUCUCUUUCUCUCUCUCCUCCCCUCUCU
Bombina bombina (fire-bellied toad) is the source of this 3523-nucleotide messenger RNA. RefSeq names its product oocyte zinc finger protein XlCOF7.1-like. Lineage: Eukaryota; Metazoa; Chordata; Amphibia; Anura; Bombinatoridae. The coding region runs from base 71 to 1324 and encodes 417 amino acids. The transcript has 7 exons. The record is from RefSeq and is a predicted model, not a curated record. Gene Ontology annotation, cellular component: nucleus. Gene Ontology annotation, biological process: regulation of DNA-templated transcription.